CUGAAAAUAAAACAAUCGUACAGGCGUUGAAUAACUCGAAGAAAGAAGAAAUAAUGGCUCUGUGUGGUGGAAACAUAUGUAAGGUUUAAUGACUGCUCGCAGUACUUCGACCAGUAUGCACGUGAAUCCAGCAGCUCAGAACUACGAACGGGCUGUCAGUGGAGGAGACAAGAGAGGACUUCUUGAGGAAGGUGGAAGUGGUGAUGAGCAUGGUUCCUCUGAGGAGCGUGGCUUUUGUGAUUAUUUGCUGACAUUUUUCUCCUCCUUAAUAUUUAUCUGUACGCUGCCUUUAUCACUGUGUUUCUGUAUAAAGAUUGUACAGGAAUAUGAGAGAGCAGUUAUUUUCCGUCUUGGUCGACUUCUUCCUGGGGGAGCAAAAGGACCAGGAAUGUUCUUUAUUCUGCCAUGUAUUGACUCCUACCAAAAGGUAGACCUGAGAGUCGUGUCAUUUGAUGUGCCACCUCAAGAGGUUUUGACCAAAGACAGUGUUACUGUAGCAGUUGAUGCAGUGGUAUAUUUCAGAAUAUACAAUGCAACCAUGUCCAUCACCAAUGUGGAAAAUGCCAAUCGUUCCACACGUCUGCUAGCUCAGACCACCCUGAGAAACGUGCUGGGAACCAAGAACCUCAGUGAGAUAUUAGGUGAAAGAGAAAGUAUCAGUGAAACAAUGCAGACUUCUUUGGAUGAAGCCACUGAUCCAUGGGGUGUCAAGGUUGAGCGAGUGGAAGUGAAAGAUGUGCGUCUUCCUCAACAACUGCAGAGAGCCAUGGCAGCAGAGGCUGAAGCUUCUCGUGAAGCUCGUGCUAAGGUCAUUGCUGCAGAGGGUGAACAGAAUGCAUCUCGUGCACUGAAGGAAGCUGCUGACAUAAUUUCAGAGUCGCCUUCUGCUCUCCAACUCAGAUACCUGCAGACACUGACAACCAUCUCAGCAGAGAAGAAUUCCACUGUUAUUUUCCCUCUCCCUGUCAACUUUUUGGCUAGACUUCUUCCAAAUGAGAACAAAUGAGUAGAUGAAAGAAGGAAGUGUUCAUCCUUGACUGAAAUUAGUGUUCUGUGAUUAUGAAUGUUUGUUUCCAACACAAGAUGUAGAUAUAGAAAUAAAUGGAUGACACUGUGUAUAUAGCAGAAGAAUCAACUAAAAAUUUAUUUAUUGUUAGCCUUGCAACUUGUCUUACUAUUUAAGGAGAUAUAGAUUACGUAUGUUAAGGAGCAGUAGCCACAUUGUUUUUGAUAUUCCUUUCUAUUAGUAGAUAUUCUCUAGUGCCAUGCUUUGUUGUAAAUGCUAUAGACAUAUUCACUAUGCUAACAGUUAGCUUUGGACAGUCUUUUUCUAGGAAUAAUAGUAACAACAAUAAAUAAGUUUUUUGAGCAUGCGAUUAUUUCAACUUACCUAGGUUGCUAUGCAACUCAAGGCUUUUUCUUGUUUUAGGUUAAUUUUCCCCAUUACUUUUCCCCAUGGACUUAUUAUUCUAAGUUUUAGUCAUAGCAUCUGCAUUUAAAAUGGUGAUUUGUGGCUAAAUUAAAGACUGGAGUUGCAUGGGUUUCAAGAGAGAGAAAAAUGACAAGCUUUCAGGAGUAACUUGAAUUUUUUAUUGAGGUUUAUUUUGGUUUGUUAGACUAAUCUAUAGCUCCAUCAACUGAAAUUAAGAUUAAAUUUAAAGUACUCAUAUCAAAGGUCAAGUUGCUGAAUAAAGAGCACUCUUCUCACAGAUAAGA
This is a messenger RNA of Pocillopora damicornis (cauliflower coral), 1716 nucleotides long. Its product is annotated as mechanosensory protein 2-like. Lineage: Eukaryota; Metazoa; Cnidaria; Anthozoa; Scleractinia; Pocilloporidae. Gene Ontology annotation, cellular component: plasma membrane. The record is from RefSeq and is a predicted model, not a curated record.